AUGAUUGACAUCGAAACCAGUCGCACGUUCACAUUUGAGGCAUUCAACAAGGAAUGCAAUCGAUACGCGAAUUUCUUCCAGCGACGACGCGCGCGCCCAAAGGGCAUCAUUACCACCCGACUACUUGAGCCAGCACUCUACGAGACGAUCACCGAUAAACUGCUUGACUGUGAUGGAGCGGACCUGUAUGUUAUUGGGAAAUCCGGAGACAACUCUCGUUUCAUCUAUCUAACCGAAAAAUUGAAUGCUCAACGAACUGUCGAACCACGUCGGUUAGAUAAGGUCAAUUUCAAAAGUAUUUGGUGCUAUAUUUACACGAGUGGUACGACAGGAUUGCCAAAAGCUGCCGUCAUGAAGCAUUUUCGGUAUUACUCGAUGGUGGUCGGAGCUGCAAAAUCGUUUGGUAUCUAUCCGUCAGACAGAAUCUACGUGUCAAUGCCGAUUUACCACACUGCAGCGGGAAUU
This is a messenger RNA of Ostertagia ostertagi, 465 nucleotides long. Lineage: Eukaryota; Metazoa; Nematoda; Chromadorea; Rhabditida; Trichostrongylidae. The record is from the annotation of a GenBank genome assembly.